Perkinsus marinus ATCC 50983 is the source of this 333-nucleotide messenger RNA. RefSeq lists its product as hypothetical. The record is from RefSeq and is a predicted model, not a curated record. Bases 1 to 333 code for a protein of 110 amino acids. The transcript has 5 exons. Lineage: Eukaryota; Perkinsozoa; Perkinsida; Perkinsidae.
AUGUCUAUCCCUAAGCCCAGUGUGCGAGAUGAUGUCAAAAAAGCGAUCAAAGAUAAACGGCCGAGUGGAUGCAAGAACCCGGGUGGGGCCAUCGGCGCCAUGUACAAGUUGGUGGUCGCUAAGGAAUGGAAGAAUAAAGGAGUCGAGGCUAGACUUCUAUCGGAGACCUUCCAAGACCUUCCUAGAGUCAAGCCGAACUGGGAUGUUGUCUACGUCUGGGCGAACCCUACGGAUCAUGCUCGAAUCGCCCUGUAUGAAGAAUAUAAGUUUAUUAAAAUAUUGGACAACAAGGGAAAAUUUGAGGCUGUAGCUUAUGCCCGCUACAACAAAUGA